AUGAGCUCCCCCAUCGGCAAGAGCCGCUCCCUUGCCGCCUUCCUACAGGAGCUGCGCAGCCUGGGGCAGCCCCCCAGACCCGUGACAUCUACGGCGUGCGCGCCCCGUCGGCCGCGGGAGGUGCCCCUCUGCCCCAUGAUGGAACAGGGCGAGGCGCAAGACGCGGCCGCCCUGCCCGGUCCCACCAAGUGGCCACUGCUGGGCAGUCUGCUGGAGAUUCUCUGGAAAGGAGGGCUCAAGAAACAGCACGACACGCUGGCGGAGUACCACGAGAAAUAUGGCAAGAUUUUCCGCAUGAAGUUGGGUUCCUUCGACUCGGUGCACUUGGGCUCGCCGUGUCUGCUGGAAGCGCUCUACCGCACGGAGAGCGCGUACCCCCAGCGUCUGGAGAUCAAACCGUGGAAGGCCUAUCGCGACUAUCGCGAGGAGGGCUACGGACUGCUGAUCUUGGAAGGAGAAGACUGGCAGAGGGUCAGGAGUGCCUUUCAAAAGAAACUAAUGAAACCAGUGGAAAUUAUGAAGCUGGACAACAAAAUCAAUGAGGUCUUGGCUGAUUUUACAGGUAGAAUAAGUGAGCUCUGUGAUGAGCAAGGCUGCAUUGAAGACUUGUACAGCGAGCUGAACAAAUGGUCAUUUGAAAGCAUCUGCCUUGUGCUAUAUGAGAAGAGAUUUGGGCUCCUUCAGAAGAAUGCAGGCGAUGAAGCUUUGCACUUCAUCAUGGCCAUCAAAACAAUGAUGAGCACAUUUGGGAGAAUGAUGGUCACGCCGGUCGAGCUGCACAAGAGCCUCAACACCAAGGUCUGGCAGGCGCACACUCUGGCCUGGGACACCAUUUUCAAAUCGGGUAACGUGGCCACAUGUACCCAGCAACCCUGUCUCCGGAGCUGCUGCCAGAAGACAGCAAACAGCUUAAUGUGGAUCCUCUUCAAUUUAUCUCGUAAUCCCCACGUGCAACAAAAGCUUCUUAAGGAAAUUCAGAGUGUACUGCCUGAGAAUCAGAUGCCACGGGCAGAGGAUUUGAGGAAUAUGCCAUAUUUAAAAGCCUGUCUGAAAGAAUCUAUGCGGCUUACCCCGAGUGUGCCAUUUACAACUCGAACUCUUGACAAAGCAAUGGUUCUGGGGGAAUAUGCUUUACCGAAAGGAACAGUAUUGAUGCUAAAUACCCAUGUGUUGGGGUCCAAUGAAGAAAAUUUUGAAGAUUCAAGUCAGUUUAGACCCGAACGAUGGCUUCAAGACAAGAAAAAGAUCAACCCUUUUGCCCAUCUUCCAUUUGGCAUUGGGAAAAGAAUGUGCAUUGGUCGCCGAUUAGCCGAGCUCCAGCUGCAUUUGGCUCUCUGCUGGAUCGUCCGCAAAUAUGCCAUCGUGGCCACAGACAAGGAGCCUGUGGAGAUGCUGCACUUGGGCAUCCUGGUACCCAGCCGACAGCUCCCCGUUGCUUUCCACCAGAGAUAGGAGGCCUCAGAUUUUUUCUUUUUUUUUACCAAGACCGCGAGCAGCAAUUUUUACCCUUUUGCAAGAAUGAGGCUUUGGGCUUCUGCAUGACAGGAAAGCACACAUCAAAACCCUGAGCGUGAAACAGCAUGUAAAGAACAUUUAGUCCCAGGUGUUUAUACUCUUUCUUCUGUACAAUUGUUCUAGAAGCUGUACUGUCUGUGUAGCUGAUGGUAUUUAUUAAGAUGGUAUCUGGCUCAGGGAAAGCAGAUUGUUGGAAUGCCAGGCACUCUACAGGGUAUACCGCCUGCUUACACAUAACCUACACGUAACUGACGUCAGCACCAUCCUGACUUACACAGAAUUGCUCAUCAUUCCUGUUUUCUCUUGUAUAGGGCAGUUGGGCACUUAUCCGUUGGUCAGGUAAAAGUCACUAAAUGGGGCUUCCCUGG
This is a messenger RNA of Globicephala melas (long-finned pilot whale), 1883 nucleotides long. It is a transcript of the gene CYP24A1, whose product is annotated as cytochrome P450 family 24 subfamily A member 1. Gene Ontology annotation, molecular function: oxidoreductase activity, acting on paired donors, with incorporation or reduction of molecular oxygen; iron ion binding; monooxygenase activity. NCBI's taxonomy places the organism in Eukaryota, Metazoa, Chordata, Mammalia, Artiodactyla, Delphinidae. Gene Ontology annotation, biological process: cholesterol metabolic process; C21-steroid hormone biosynthetic process; cortisol metabolic process. The record is from RefSeq and is a predicted model, not a curated record. Gene Ontology annotation, cellular component: mitochondrial inner membrane.